GCGCCGGAAGGCGGGCUGCAUCCGGCGUCGGCGGGCUGGAUGUGGAGGCGGUGCCGCCGCACCGGGCGCUGGAGCCAGGGGCAGUCCCGCUAUGCGAGAGACUCUGAGGCCCGCAGGUGAGACGCUGCCUGGUUGCGGCCCGCGGGAGGCCGCCCUGCCGCCGAGCCCAGCACAACAUUAAACCUGUAAUGAAAUGGAGUCUGGAUCAAGCUCUUUUCGAGUGGAAUUUCCAGAUUUUUCUAGCACCAUUUUGCAGAAGUUAAACCAGCAGCGCCAGCAAGGACAACUGUGUGAUGUGUCCAUCGUAGUGCAGGGCCAUCUCUUCAGAGCCCAUAAAGCAGUUCUUGCAGCUAGUUCACCCUAUUUCUGUGAUCAGGUUCUCCUAAAAAACAGCAGGAGAAUAGUCCUGCCUGAUGUGAUGAAUCCCCGAGUGUUUGAGAACAUUCUUCUGUCUACCUACACAGGUCGGUUGGUAAUGCCUGCUCCAGAAAUCGUGAGUUACUUGACAGCUGCAAGUUUCCUUCAGAUGUGGCAUGUAGUGGAUAAAUGCACUGAAGUGCUAGAGGGGAACCCAACAGUUCUGUGUCAGAAGAUGAACCAUGGCAGUGAUCAUCAGUCCCCCAGCAGCAGCAGUUACAAUGGCCUUGUCGAAACCUUUGAACUUGGCUCUGGAGGUCAGGCAGAGUUCCACAAGGUGCAGGAACUAAGAGAUGGUGAAAAUGAAGAAGAGAGCUCUAAAGAUGAACUGUCAUGUCAGCUGACUGAACACGAGUACCUUCCCAGCAAUUCUUCAACAGAGCACGAUAGGCUCAGCACUGGAAUGACAAGUCAGGAUGGGGAAGAAGGCACGAGUGACAGUGCAGAGUAUCAGUACACCAGACCUCUGUAUAGCAAACCCAGCAUCAUGUCCCACAAGCGGUGGAUCCAUGUCAAACCAGAGAGAUUUGAACAGGACUGUGAAGGUGUUGAUAAUCCUUAUGAUGAACAUCAAGUUUCUGAAUCCAUGAAUGCCAUUCAGGCUGAUCAUUCAAUCCAGUCUUCAGGUGUUGAAGACUUCCACAUAGGUGACAAAAAGAUGGAAGCAGAAUUUGAUGAACAGGCCGAUGAAAGUAAUUAUGAUGAACAAGUUGACUUCUAUGGCUCCUCAAUGGAAGAAUUCUCUGGUGAGAGGGCAGAUGGAAAUUUAAGUGCUCACAGACAGGAUCUUAUGAUAGCAGCAGGCUACGGCGAAGGCAUUGAAAUGACUACAGGAAUUAAAGAAGAAACAUCCCUCACUGGAUUCUCCCAUGCUGAUAAGCUGUAUCCUUGUCAGUGUGGUAAGAGCUUUACACACAAGAGCCAGAGAGAUCGGCAUAUGAGUAUGCACCUGGGCCUUCGACCUUAUGGCUGUGGUGUCUGUGGUAAGAAAUUCAAAAUGAAACACCAUCUUGUAGGCCAUAUGAAAAUCCAUACAGGCAUAAAACCCUACGAGUGUAAUAUCUGUGCAAAAAGAUUUAUGUGGAGGGACAGUUUCCACCGGCACGUGACCUCUUGUACCAAGUCGUAUCAAGCUUCUAAAGCUGAGCAGAGUACUACUGAGAUGAACUAAGACAUGAGUGCUUACAGUUGUUUAGUAGGAUAAGCAAAAUAAACUUAAUUAUGCAAAUAAUGUCUGGUACUUGCUAUUGUAAAUUCUCCAAGAAAAACAAGUUUCAAUGAUUAUGCUGGUAUAAGCAGACCAAACUUUCAUUUUAUUUUCCAAAUAAAAUGAAAUACUGCUCUAAGUGUUCAAUGUGUGAAGUGUAAAGAGUGCUUGCAGAAUGUCUGUAAGGUCUUUGUGACAUUGCUUAUAAUCACAGCAGUAUUUAGAAGCCCUGUUGUUUUUCUGAGUCUUCUAAAUUCACAGAAAAGCUCAGCUCUAAAUUGAUCCAAAUCCUGCAAAUACUUACAGGAAACAGGAAUUCAGGUAGUCCUACUUAGUGGAAAAGAUAACUAGGAUGAUAAUACCAGGAUUCACAUUUUAAUGAAACAAAAUAGGAAUCUACCUUAAAUUGGAGACUGCCAACAUACUUAACAUGCAUAAUUAGCUAGUCCACAUCAUUAAAUAGCCUUUGUUUGAUUGCUUAAUGAAAGGCUGUGUUAAAGGUGGUUUGGCUUUUAUGUGUCUUCCAUUUUUUUAUCCUUCAGUAAAACAAAUGUCUAAUUUUCUGCUAAUUUCUGUUUAGUGUGUGAAGCACUUAAAUAUAGUUGAGCACUAAAUAAACUUCAAUCUGAAUAAAGUAUAAUUUUCUUUGCUCCUCUAGGGUCUAAUGCUGAUUGGCUCUUGGCUUGAUUGCUAUAUGGUGAGAGCUUCUAGAAGUGCAUGUAACAAGUAUGCCUUGUGAGGGGAAAAAAAAAGUAACUGGAGAGUAUCCAGGAUAAUCAAACAUUUAAACUGUAGUUUUCUGAUCAGAUUUUUGUGGCUUACUACAGUAGCAAGUACCAAACUGUGGAUUCAAGAAUUGACUUCUAAUUGGUACAAAAACUUAUUUGAGAAUUCCUAUGUAGUUUUAGAAACCUGCUUAAGGAAAAUUAUGUAGUCACUGAUAGGUAUUUAUAUACUUCUAAUUCUUUGCUCUUUAAUAGUAAGAACUAUAAUACAGAUUCUUGGUACUGAACUACUGUGACUGGUUACAUGUGAUCACAAGCACCAGAGUUGUUUACCUCUUCACAUGGAGUUGCUUGUGGGGAAAAGUGGAAGGUGUAGUAUUUGGAUCUAUUAAUGGUACUGCAGCACAGGGUACCAUGCUCAUGUCUGAAGUCCAGAUUUUUGCUGGGAAAAUGGCACUUCUGCUUCGUUAGGAUGAGGAUCUAUAUGCUGGGCUCUCAUUCUUAGAGAUGGAGGGAUGAGUAUUUGUAGUUCUGAGAGAUGCUGCCAGCUCUGCAGGUAGAGUGAAUGCAUCAGUUGUAAAGGUAACAACAGGAUUUGGGGGUUGAAAGCUUAAUGCAGUUCUAUGCAAAAGCAAAUAAACCUUCAUUGUAGUUUCCUGAAACAUAUAAAAAGGAAAGAGCCUUUAGAGCAUGCAUAGAGACUAGAAUAGAAAGAUGUGAUGUCCAAGAACAGUGCUGGUAACAUGGGCAAAGUGUUACCCAGCAUCAAAGGCCUAACUAAGCCUGUCUGGCCCCAGUUUAUGUAUGAGGUGCUUCAAUGUGCAGGAUAACAGAUUUCAAACAGAUGGCCCUGUGUGGUGAAGCAAAAGAAGACAUAAUUACUAUUUAGAUGAUUUUUUCAACUCCCAGUUAGAAAUUGUCUAAAGAUAGAACUGAGCUGUAUCCUGAACAUGAAUGUCUGGUACAAGCUGGGGGAUUCCUACUCAGUGGACUGAAAUGACUGUAACUUUUUUUCUGGCAUUCUACUUACAAAUCUUAAAUUUUUUAAGAGGCUCUUUAAUUCUUAAUCUUCUAAUUCUUCAGAUAUUUUUCAUAUGAAAUUUUGUUAAAACAGAUAUUCCCAAAUAUGAUGAACCCAUUGCUGGCAAUGGGCAUGAAUGGUCAGAAUGGUGAAUGCCACAGAGUUCCUAUUCUUAGCACUUAGUUGAACUCUACAGUAUACCAUGGUGGCCAUAUAUAACCCUUGUAAUCAAGGUAACUAAACAGGGAUUUGCUCAUUAACACUGUAACCUGCUUAAUGUAUAGAAGCACUUUGUAUUAAAAGAAAAAAAAAACAAACACAAAAAUCCCCACAAACCAUAAAACUAUAUGUUUUUUAAACUUAGAAAUAAUAUUCCCUUUAUGGUUUGUUUCCACACCUAACACCUAGUCUUUUUUAAUACAAAAAAAAAAUAAUAGUAAUGCUUAAUGCUUGCCUGUUUACAUGAGUGUAAAGGGUUCUUGCACUCCGUGGCCCUAGUUUUUCCAUUCUCCAUGGCCUUACUACACACAGGGUGUCGUUUCUGCAGGUACCAUGUUCACAUUUGAGGGAAGGUAUUCUCAUGCUCAUUUCAAGAAUGAUCUUGUAUAUUACAUCAGUUCUCAGCCCCUUACAAAUUGCCACUGCAGUGUUGCAUAAAAAGGUUAAGGGUGCCUCUCCCCAUGUAAUGAUAACAAAGGCUGUUCAGGAAUGUCAGGCUGAAAACCAUGGUCAGGCAAAAACUUUCUUGUAAACCCAGACCAUCCUACAGAGCUGCCAGCAAAACGGUUUCUUCUACCACCUUGGAAUGGGUUUUAUAUGGGACAUUUCAGAGUUAAACAUUACUGCUGUUUGCAGUCAAAUUACUUUGAAAUAAAGCUUUAAGUAAAAUGUACUGUGAGAGACACUUUAAAGGUUUUAUAGCAGGUCCAGUAGAUCAUAGUAUAGAACUAUGGCUUUUUUUAAUGACUUAGCAUGAGUAGUAACUUCUUAAUCUUUGCCUGUUACUGUUUUACCCUGUGUUAUGACAUUGUCUUGAAAGUCCAGCAAGAUCUAGUUAAGAGAUUGAUGAUUUAAGGGAAGCUUGAAAUACAUGUCUUAAAAUCUGUACUUUUGCUUAUCACAGGCAGAACAGUUGUCUUGCAGUGUUUUUCCUGAACUUAAUUUAUUGCCCUCUGGCAAACUUCUAAUCACCAAUUCAGGUAUUGGGGGAAAAUGAUAACAAAAAUUUUCUCAAAAGCUUAAGGAAACCUCUUUCCUCCUGCUUCCUCAGGCUCAGCUUCACUCCAACACCUCUCCCCUGCCUUUCUAGUCCGUUCCCCUCGUUGUCACUGAGACCAUGUUCUCGGUCCAUGCCAGCUCCUUCAGUGAGGUGACAGAUGACACAGGAGGUUUGGCUCAUGUUUACUGGCUUGUGUGACACUCUUCAUCUCUUAGUGGGUGUCCUCUGCUGUCCUGCACUGUUACUGGUGACACUGUGCCCUUCAGGGAGGUGCCUGUUCCAGCUUGGGUCUCUUAUGGGCCUCAGUUACUUCGAAGAUGUACUGCUUCUUGCAUGGCUUACCUACAGACCAAAGUCCCCUCCACAAUGAAUCUCCAGGCAUGGCCUGUGUCCUCCUGUGAGCAUGUCUCUGUACAUGUCCUCAGUGUCUUCUCCAUGUAUUUUCCCAAGAGCAGCUCUUCAGUUUCUCCACAUGUUCCUUCCCCAGGAGUAUCUUACGUGUCUCCCUGCACCUCUGUGGAGCUGCUGCUACUCUUUCUUACAAAUGGUAAAGCAGAGACACUGACACCUUUAUUUCAAGUUCUGGCCAGCAAUGGAUUUUGUACAUGGGUUUCAGUGGAGGCUGGAACCAAUCUUGAGUAGCCCAGGGCAGUUUGCAACCUCUUGCCACGGGGUGCCUCUGGAGCCCUCUGCUACUGAAACCCUGCAACUUGUGGCCAGUGCAGUUGUACAUAGCAAACCAAGAUAAGCAGAUGCAGCUUCUGUCAAAUUCUUAAUCUUUGCUAAUGGAGAGGUCUUGCUAAAGAUACAGGAAAUUAUUUCUUGUUUGUGGGGAAAAGGAGGUGAUCCAUAUAUAUAUAUAUUGCAUAUAUAAAAUAUGAAUGCAUAUGUAUGUGAUAGAUUUCAUUAAUCUUCCCUUAAGCUCCAUCACCUUUAAUGAUAUGGCUUAGAAACAUUUGUGCAUUUUUAUAUUGCUUAAUGUUGGCUGUAGUGAAGUGAAAACCAGAAUUAUUGUACACACAGGAUUUCAGAAAUUUUUGCUACUGUGAACUCAUUCAUUGUUCUGUCAGUGGUAAGAACACUUAAUGAAACUACAGCUGAGCUCCUUUUCAUUCCAUUUUGUAACUAAGAUGUUAAUUAUCAUGGAAUCAGUAUAACUGCUAUUUUGGAAAAUUCAGCUAUUAUCAUUGUUAGGAUCUCUGCUUAAGUGUGUAUUCCACCCUUAUUAGGGAGGAGGUUCCUACUUCACACCCCACUGUUGGUUUUUUAUUUAUUUAUUUUUUUAAACAAUACCAUGUUUGUUUUAUGGGUGAGCAGGCAGACUCUAGGAGGUACGGUCAAUACAGGUUUUGGUCCAACUUUUUUUUCAUCUGAGGUGUUUCUGGGGUUGAGAAACUUUGUCCCAUACCAAAAGCAAGGCAGACGAUCAAAGGCUGAUGUAUUUUGGGUUUCUCCUUAUGAAAAGAAUACUUGAAGUCCCUAUUGAGCCUGAAAGAAUGGAGGUGAGUCAGGUCUUUUUAUCUCAACACCUCUUUAUUGGUGCCUGAGAGGUGACCUGAGAGCCUACAGCAGUGUAUUGAGUGUUGUACUCUAAGGGAAUUAGAAUCUUUCUCAAAACAACAAGGAACGUUGCUUUGUGUCAUACAAAUGCUCCACUGGGUAGUUUGGCUUCUUGAGCUGUAAGCUGUAAACUGCCAGUGCCCCAGGGGAAGAUGCUGGAAAACAAAAUGGUAUAUUUUUAAUGUGAUUAAUUUUUCAGUUCAGCUUUUUGCCUGAAGCCUGUUUCUCUCAGUUGCUGCUCCUUUUUUUAUUAUUCAUGGGAUUCCAUGUUUCUUCCAGAAAUGUAACUGUUAAUGCAAGUCAAGUGAAUCUUCCUUAAUGAUCUGGGUUUAUUCUAAACGAGUCAUUUAUAAUAGUAAAUUUGCAUAUCUUGAUAUUUUGUGAGAUGUUAUGCCUGUUUUGCAGAGGUUGGAUAGUUUUGUCUAUAAAUAUUGCUGUCCUAAUUGUACAGCAUGGUUUUAAUGUUACUAUUCAAUAUUUUCUUCUUAUAGAAGAGUCCCACGCCCUUUUUUUGUAUAUGUUUUAAUAAAUGUCAUCUGUCAACUUUGUAAAUGUUUUCUUAAGCUUGAAUGAAAGGAAUGCAUGUCUAGUACUAGUAUUUAAUAUUUCACUUCUGCCAAAACGAUAAGUGCUCAAAAAAAGUACAAAUCCAAAAGUUGUUGAUAUAUUACUUUAUUAA
Calypte anna (Anna's hummingbird) is the source of this 6828-nucleotide messenger RNA. It is a transcript of the gene ZBTB43, whose product is annotated as zinc finger and BTB domain containing 43. The record is from RefSeq and is a predicted model, not a curated record. Gene Ontology annotation, molecular function: RNA polymerase II cis-regulatory region sequence-specific DNA binding; protein binding; DNA-binding transcription factor activity, RNA polymerase II-specific. Lineage: Eukaryota; Metazoa; Chordata; Aves; Apodiformes; Trochilidae. The coding region runs from base 194 to 1588 and encodes 464 amino acids. Gene Ontology annotation, biological process: regulation of transcription by RNA polymerase II. The transcript is spliced from 2 exons.